Molecule: messenger RNA, 6698 nt
Organism: Salmo salar (Atlantic salmon)
Lineage: Eukaryota; Metazoa; Chordata; Actinopteri; Salmoniformes; Salmonidae
Product: protein Smaug homolog 2
Biological process (GO): nuclear-transcribed mRNA poly(A) tail shortening; negative regulation of translation; regulation of mRNA stability
Cellular component (GO): P-body
Molecular function (GO): translation repressor activity; protein binding; mRNA binding
Source: RefSeq, a predicted model, not a curated record
UUUUUAAGACAUUUAUUUCCAUUGUUAGAGUGGCCACUUGAGUAUCUGGUCAAUAUAAUGGAUACUCUGUGAUCAUAUCGAUCAAGUUCAGUUUAGUAGUGGUGUGGGUGUUUGCGUUUAAUCCACUAGAUGGGGAACUUUUGUCUUUGUUUACCCCUCCCAAACGCCUUACGUUCGUCUCCGACGUUGCGUCAACUCUGAAUCGAAGUUGGCUAGCUAGAUUGAGCCAAGCGUACUUUCCCUAUUUCUCUGUGUUCAAAUAAACAUGUUGUACAUAGCUAGACUGUUUUAAAUGUUACCUUUGAAAUAAUCAGAAAAUCAUUAUUUUCAAAGCAACCAACGACAACUGUUGGAUCGAAAUCUUCGUCUCAUCCAGCGUUUAUAAAUGAAGCAAUAGCUACCUGCUACGUUAGCUAGCUAACAAGUGACAAUUUACAAAGAAGGUAAACAAACCAACCGCUAGAGGUUGGAGGGUGGGAUGUGGAUAUAAUGUAUGUAAUCUGACGUGUUUUUUGCUAAAUGGACCAUGGAGGACCUUUGCAACGCGAGGACUCAAAUGUCGUUUAACGAGAUGAAAAAUAGAGAGACAUUCCAACAUCGCUACUGAAAAACAGUAACGUUACCAUUCCUGAAUCCCUCAUCUAUUUACACGGUGAAGGCCUGGUGCUAGUUUUUAGCUAGCUAACUGGCCCCUAGCCCAUCAAAUCCACCCUGGCAACAGCCGUACCCUGGAAACGUCACCGUUGUCACACAGGGUUCCCACAUAUGCUGAGCACUUGUUGGCUGCUUUUCCUUCACUCUGCAUUCCGACUCAUCCCAAACCAUCACAAUUUGAUAGAGGUCGGAGGAUUGUGGAGGCUGGUCAUCUGAUGCUGCACUCCAUCACUCUCCUUCUCGGAUUUGGAUGAUGCUGAUACUGAUGUACCUGAGAGAGAACCCUCCUGUCUAAGACACAGCCAGCUGGAUUUAACACACCCUCUCCCAGCCCUCCCCUCAGCACCCCCAUCUCCUGCACCUGAACCAUGUGAGGGCCCCUCGCUCCACUUUGAGGGGAUCCCAGGACUGUUGUGUAAAAGCAGCCGCUGAGCGGGGCCAGAGUGAACCUGUGUGUGAGCAAGCAGUCUUCCCCCUAACCCCCACCCACAUAUACCCGCCCCCCUUCCCGUUGGGAACGCGCCAUGAUGUUCCGAGACCAGGUGGGCAUCCUGACGGACUGGUUCAAGGGCUGGAACGAGUGUGAGCAGACGGUGGCGCUGUUGUCCCUGCUGAAGAGAGCAUCUCGUACCCAGGCCCGCUUCCUGCACAUCUGCCUGGAGCACUGGCUGGCAGACUGCACUGAGAUCCACAUCCUGGAGGCAGAGGCAAACAAUGCAGACAUUGUGAGCCAGUGGCACCUGGAGCCCAUGGAAAAGGCGGUGUCCCUGCUGCUGUCCCACCUGCCCCUGCUGCAGCCCCGCAACAGCGAGGCCAAGUGUGAGUACAUGAAGCUGCUGCAGAAAGUGCUGAGCCACACCAUCGAGAGCAGUCUGUUUGUGGAGGAGAGCAGACAGCUGCUGUCCUACGCCCUCAUCCACCCGGCCACCACCCUGGACGACCGCACCUCGCUGGCCAUGUGGCUCAACCACCUGGAGGAGCACCUCUCCAGCGGCUACCCAGCGCCCUCCCGGCCCCCCUCUGGCCCCUACCACCCCCGCCAGGGCUCAGAUGAGUGGCCGGGCUCCGCAGAGGUCCUGGACCCUGGCCAUGGCUGGCUGGACAAGCCCCCCUCCUCUAGCUCCUCCCCUGCAGGGCAGAACGGACACAUGUCUUUCCAGGGUGGGAUGCCCUCGCCCAUCAACAGCAACAACGCAGGCAUGGGUCAGAUGGGCCAGCCCAGUCCUCUGAAGAGGUCUUCGUCCCUAAUCCCCUCCAGUUCCCAGGUCUGUGGCGCAGAUUGGCUGAGCCAGGAUGACCUGGGGGGGCGACAGGCCUUUGACCACGCCCCCCUGUCCCCCCAGAGUAGUGUGGCAUCCUCAGGCAGCGAGCAGACUGAGGACCAGGGCUCCAGAAACACCUUCCAGGAGGAUGGCAGUGGCAUGAAAGAUGUGCCCAUGUGGCUGAAGAGCCUCCGUCUUCAUAAGUACGCAGCACUUUUCUCCCAGAUGACUUAUGAGGAGAUGAUGAUUCUGACAGAGCACCACCUGGAGUCACAGGUUUGUCAUCGUUUGUCACAGAAUGUGACCAAAGGUGCGCGGCACAAGAUAGCCCUGAGUGUCCAGAAGCUACGAGAGAGGCCAAGCGUUCUCAAGUCUUUAGAGAAGGAUAUAUUGGAGGGGGGCAACCUGCGUAACGCCCUACAGGAACUACAGCAGAUUAUCAUCACCCCUAUCAAGGUCUACAGCUACAGUCCUCCCAGUGUUUCCCACAGAGGAUCCCCCUCAGACCACACCAACCCUGGAGAGGACAAGGACCUGGCCCAGGAGGGCUUCCAGCCCCACAACCCCCCUCCCUGCGACGGAGAGUCCUCAGCCACACCCAUCUCAGACGGCGACAUUGCUGGCCAGUUCACGCGUGUCAUGGGUAAAGUGUGCACUCAGCUACUGGUGUCCAGGCCGGACGAGGAGAAUAUCAGCUGUUACCUGCAGCUCAUUGAGAAAUGUCUGACACAUGAGGCUUUCACAGAGACUCAGAGGAAGAGGCUGGUCUCCUGGAAGCAGCAGGUUCUCAAGCUGCUCCGCUUGUUCCCAAGGAAAGCCAUGCUGGACAUGCCUGUGUACCGACAGAAAGGCUGGGCAUAUGGUUCCAACUCCCUCCCCACAGCAGGCUCUGUGAGUGCUGGGGGUCUGGCACGUAGGGGGCAGAGGGCAUUCCAGAUGCCCCCUCGUGGCCUCCCUGCCGGGCGCAUGGGGCUCCUGAGUCCAGGUGGCAUCGGGGUUGCCUCCCCACGCCACACCCUCACCAGCCCCACACUGCCAGGCCAGGGCAGACAGAACCUGUGGUUUGCCAACCCUGGGGGCAGCAACAGCAUGCCAAGCCAGAGUCGCAGCUCCGUGCAACGGACCCACUCACUCCCUGUCCACACCUCCCCGCAAACCAUGCUCCUGUUCCAGCAGCAAGAAUGCCAAGUUCCAGGUGCAGACCUGGAGAUCAACCCCACGCUGGAGUCACUGUGCCUCAGUAUGACAGAGCAUGCCUUAGGAGAUGGAAUUGACCGAACAUCAACAAUUUGAAAAUAAAAGCAGUGAAAAGAAGAAACCAAACCGACACUUCACUUCAACUGAGGCCUGUUCAGUUUCUCUUGCCCAGCACAAAAAUAUAUGCUUAAAAAACAAAGCAAAAUGGUCACUACAAAACGACAACUGUAUAUGUUCUCUGAUAUUUUUCUACUUUAUUAUACUUAACUAAGUUUAUUAUAAAUGGAAUACAGAUGACUAUUAUAUUACAGGAGGGAGAAGAGGUUACUUGUGCAACAUGCUCAAUGUCUUCUGCAGGACUGUGACAUUAAAACGAGCAGAAUGAGGCUCAGAUUGUUGAGCUUUGAGAGAAAAAUGGAGGAUUGGUGCUGUCUUAAGGGCGUUCUAUCUUACAUGUUUCUCCCCUUUUCCUCCCAGAGACACGCCUCUCACCCCCAGAUACUGUAGGGCCAGGGUGUCCCGACUAGGAGUAAGGCACUUGGCCUCCCACACACUCUGUGGAAUUGGGAACUAGAACAGCGAUUAAUCACACACAACCAGCCUGUAGCGCUGUUCUGAUCCUAAAACACAACUACAGCUGUCUACACAACCACCCUACCCAGCUACAGCCAGAGCUAGUUAAGCCCUAUACGUAGAGACACCCAACACCCUGGCUAAUUCCCCUCACGUACCCAGCAUGGGUUGACCCCCAACAUGGGUAUUACUGGCUCUGACACCUCUCCACCUCUACUAGGCCAAAGAGAAGGGCUCUGUGUGAAUCCCUAUGUUAGAAUGAUUUUUGGAGUGGCCAAUGCAACAGUAUACAUGGUAAUUGUUAAAAGAAUGGCGGUUUGACGGUAAGGUGUCGGCUGGAACUUGUCUGCAUUGAUAUUUUGUUCCCUACUACAAAAAUGAUGAUGAAUCUCAUUUGCAAGUUAAGCGCCGAGGCAAACCCCAUAGGGUUGAAUAAGGGCUGAUGAGGUUUGUUCUAUGUGGGGCCUGAGUGAGAAAUUGCAUUGGUAAUGAAAGAAACAAUUCCAAGAGGGGAGCUGUUGGUGCAUCUGUUUUCAAGUAGUUACCUCACUAUGUUAUGCUGUGUGAGGAACCUUAAUGAAUUCCGUUUCUACCCUGAGGUCCCAUUUAUGAUUGGCUCUGAAAAAUGCAAAAGAAGCGCUGUCUCUGCCUCUCAGAAUGAACCAGUACCCACCUCCUCACCCUGCCCUCUCCUCAACAUGGCCAGUGUAGAGAUUUGAUGAAUCAUAAUUUUUAAGUAGCCAGAAUAGAUUCGGCCCUACGCUUACUUACAGUUUAAGAUUACAGAUUAAGACAUCGUGAGCUAUGGCUCGGAAAACGUACCUCAAUCCAGGGAUGAGAAAUGCGUUUGUACUACGAAUUGGCCCAUUAUCUCAAAUGUUACAGCUAGAAUAUUGAACGACUGCUAGUUUUUAAGUAAACUGCCGUUUUCGCCCUCAAUAGCCACAACAGCCAUUAUGGACUGGCAUGUCGCGUUGAACAACAAUGGAGCUGAUUGGCUGACACUGCCAUUCCAAAAUGGCUGAUGUGGCUUCUGCUACCUACCACGAGGACAAAACUAGCAGUGGUUCAAUAUUCUCGUUGUAACAGUUGGGAUAAUGGGACAAUUCGGUGUACAACGCAUUUCUCAUCCCUGGAUUGAGGUACGUUUUCUGAGCAACAUCUCACACCGGCUCCGCAGUGUCUUCAUCUAAACAGGAAGCCUGUCCCACCCCAGUGCAGCUGUAAGAAAGCGUAGGGUGGGAAUGUAUUCUGGCUAACUUUCUAAGGUGCUUGAAAUAUGUCCUGUUUGGAUCUCUUUGUGUUCCAAUUGUAAAACCCUAACAUUUAUUUAGUGGUAUCAGUGUUGAAUCAGAAACUCCUAUACAACCUCUGUCUUUGAAUGUGGCAGAGCGGAGGUGCAUGUAUGUAUAUGGUCUUAACGUUUGGAUCACCUUUUGGUUGCAUCACGAGGCAGGGAUAUCCAUUCGCAUUUUAUUUCUGCAGAGCCAUGGCUGGUCUAUUUGUUUAGUAAACAUGGUUAUUUACAAGCUUAACUUUUCCACUUUUUUUUACUACUCUCCCUUCAUAUUAAUAACUUGUCCUUUUUUCCUAUAAUUGCAUGUUUUCCCCCACACUAAUUGAACGAUUGUUGUAGAUAUUGAGAGAGGGCAGUGUUGCACAGUCACAGUAGUGCUCAAUGUCUCCAAAUCCACCAGAGAGCAGAGAUGAUGGGACUGGAGUUCAAUGUUGAUACCUCCUAAUAGCACUGUUUACCUCCCUCUGGGAGUGCCCAUUUCAUGUUCUGUGAUGUCUAAUGAUGGGUCUGAAAAUGACUGUUGGCACUUCAGUGCUCAUUAAUAUACUGUCUCCUCAAUAUGUAAGGCCUAAAGCGCGUAGCUAAGCCUUCUAACACGAGCUAGCUGGGUAGAGAAUGACAGAUGCCUUUUACCCCCUCAGCUGCUUAUCUACUUGCUGUAAUCAUCAUUCUCACUAGACUAGAUACUGUCUAGUGAGUGAGACCUGUAUGAGGGUAUGUUGUGUACCCUCUGCUCUGUGCUCCUGAAGUUUUUGAGUGACAAGAGAAGACUGAUAUAGCCUGGCCUUGUGUAUUUGAACUGUCAGAUGCAACAGGCUGAUAGACCGUUGAUGUCACCUGAAAUGCACAGUGACAGCUUCCGCUCUCUCUCUCUGAUUGGCUAUUGAGCCAGAGUAGUGUCCUAGUCGUCAUGGUUUUCCUCUGAGCUGGCUCUUGGAUAGAUCUGACUUUAUGAAUAGAUUCAUGCUCACUAAGAGAGUCAAAUGGUUUAAAAAAUGUUCACAAAUUUCAGAUUCAGAUAGGCAACCAAUGAUCUCAAUCUAAGCUAUUAAACUGAUAAUACAUUCAUACUAGCAUGACAUGUAAUAUGGCUCAGGUUGUAAUUUCUCUCAAUGCAUACAAUGGCACCUGAAGUAAGUCCUCCAUGUAGGAGGUAGCCAGUCCACUUGUAGAAAAGGCUUAGUUCUUUAGGCCAGGCUAAACUGAGUCUGUUCAUGCCAGGGUUUUAGGAUGCAGAGGGGGAUGAAAUGGCCAAUCUGAGCCAUAAUGUGUGAGUUUGAGUCUAGCCUAACACUAACAACUGGCCAAGGAAUAUGUUUACCCCCAUGUUUACAUUCCAGUGAAAUGGGUUAGAAAGUGCACUUCAUGAGUCUGGCAUUAUUUUCACAUGCCAAGCAGAAUUAUGAGGUACAUAGCCAGCCUGUCAUACAUGAGACUCCUCCUCUCCAGUGGUCUGUCAGAUGUGGUCAAUGUCCCUGCCUGGCAUAAUAAAUAAGCAGUACGUUGUAGGCUUUUUUUUUGCAUCUCUGUCUUGUACAAUUUAUAUUUAAUUCUGACUCCCCAAACAUUUUUCUAAUGUUUUAUGAAUGAACAUUUUGCAUCCCAUGCUUACACACUCUACUUUUUUACUGUCACACAUUGUUUGAAUCAUCUGAACUACAACAUUGAUCAGAUAGACAGUCCAAAUAAAGGAGUUACAUUUUUUUGCUACGUGA